Molecule: messenger RNA, 698 nt
Organism: Apis cerana (Asiatic honeybee)
Lineage: Eukaryota; Metazoa; Arthropoda; Insecta; Hymenoptera; Apidae
Product: anaphase-promoting complex subunit 15
Biological process (GO): regulation of mitotic cell cycle spindle assembly checkpoint
Cellular component (GO): anaphase-promoting complex
Source: RefSeq, a predicted model, not a curated record
UCAAACAUAUGGUUUGUGCGCAUGUGUAAAUAAUUUGUGUACUUUUGACAAUUUGAGAGCUGAAUUUUUAAUCAAUUUUAACAAGAUUUUCAAAAUGUCGAUUAUGCCAUUGUGGCCAAAUUUACAACCUAGAGCAACAGAUCCUUUGUGGUUUAAUGCUGAUAGACCUUGUGACGAUGAAAGUGAAGUAGUUCAACUUGAAGCAGAACAUCAAGCCUGGAGAGAACAUGUUCGAGUACAAGGUUAUGAUCAUAUCCCCAUAGGAAAGACAGUUAGUGACUUUAGAGGAUCAGAAGAGGAAGAAGAAGAAGAAGAAGAAGAAGAAGGUGAAGGAGAAGAAGAAGAAGAAUCAGAUACCCAUGAAGAAGAAGAAGAAGAAUUAGACGAAAUUGAUAUGGAAGUGAGCUACUCACAUCAACAACAAACUUCCAGUCCAACAGAUACAGUGACAGAUCCAGUAUCAAUUAGAAUGGUCAGCACACAUACUGGUCGUUAUUCUUAAUUAAAAUAUUGUAGUUGUUAUUUAAUUUUAAAUUUAAUCUAGCUUUUUUAAAAAAGAAAAAUUAAUGUUUAUUUUUUAAAAAUAAUUGUGUUUAUAUUUUAAAAAUUAGCAAUAAAAUAUAGGUUUAUUUUAUCAUUAAAAAAUUAAGAACAUAUGAAAAUAAAUAAAGAAUCAUAAGACUUUUUAUAUUUUAAAA